AUGGGAUCCUUCCUCUCUAAGACCCCAGGGAAACCGUCGAACGGGCCGUCGAGGGGAGUUAAGCCUCCUGAUGCUGCUGCACCUCCACCUCCAGCUCCACCUGGCGAGGUUACUGCGGCGGGGGCGCAGGCGGGAAAAGAAGUGGCUCCCUUUGAAGCACGCAUUCGCCGUUUUUACACGCACUACAAACCGGAGAAACUCGAAAAUGUCCCGAGGAUUCUGCGCGAGUGGGACGGGACGGAGGAGGAGUUGAUGCAGAUGCUGGUGGAGCGCUACGGCCCAGAGCCAGCGGCUGCUGAAAAUCCCCCCAUAACGCCACCAAAAGCGGCCGCCGCGGAGGCCGCAAACAUGUGGGUGCCGCGUUUUGCGCGGCAUCUUCUGGCGUAUCGACCCGGAAAGCUGUCGCGCCUCGGCAGGAUGCUGCAGCAUGCGGAGGGCACAGAAGAGGCGAUGCUGGUGUCUCUCAUCGAGCAGCUGGGGCCGGAGCCGGAGGGGCCGCUUCCCGAUCUUGUGCCUGACACCGUGCUCGUCGUCCGCGGCGAGGUGCCGACGGAGGCGGCCGAGUCCCAAGUGGCGGAAGAAGGCACGGCGGAGGAGAAUAAUGUGGCCCCGACGCACUCCUUCAGGCGCCGGCUGAGCAGUUUUCUCGGUGUGCGGGCCCCCGAGAAGUUGUACACGCUGGAGGAGUGCCUCCGCCAGCAUGCCGAAGACGAGGAGGGACUGUUGGCGACACUGCGGGAGAAGCACGGUGCGGACCCGACGGAGGAAGAAGCGCAGGCGUACUUUACGCAGCGCCUCGAGGCACUGUACGCGUGCCACGAACCAAGCAGAGUCACCUCCGCUGCGGGCGAGAUUGCGGCACAAUACGGCAAGGAGGAGGAGUUCUUGCAGGCGGUGGCCAACGAGAUUGGUGCCGACCCCAUGAUGGUGCCACCGCCUGCCGAGGCACAUGCGCAUCUUUUCGAGUAUGCCGACGCGAAGGAGGCGGAAGCCCCGUUGCACGAAGCAAGCAGCCCUGAGCAGCAGUGCACACAUGCCCAGCAAAUGGAGGCGGAGGCGCUGCAGAGCCUUGAGGUUUCCCGGCCCGAGAAUGCGAGCAACCACACGGCUGGUGGACCACCCGACGAAGCCACUCUCCCUGCCACCAACGCGCCGGUCGUGAAUGCUGAACCACCCACCGCUACCGCCCCGGCGCCGUUGCAGACGAGCUCAGGGACGGAGGGCAGCUUCAAGCAUGUGACGGAAACGUUUCGUCGCAUUAUGGAGGGGCAGCAGCAGCAGAUUUCAGCACUUCAGGCGGACCUAGAUCGUAUUCGCAGCAUCAUGGAGGGGGAGUUUCAUGUGCUCUCACAGAAAGGCCCUCUGUUUACCCCACUGACUGUGAGGGAGCCGGCGGGCCACGCCUCCGUGCCCUCCCCCUACCCCGCACCGCAAAGCCCGCAGAGGAUUCAACGCCUCAACGGUGCCAGCUGCGGCAUUAAUAAAACCACCUCGCUGGGUCGCCAAUUGUACCGUCAUGAUUCUCUUGACGGGCUCCUCCCACCUCCGCCAAGGCUCCGCCCACCUCGUGAUGCUUCCCAAGCCACUCGAGCGCCCACAGUCAAAGCUCCAUCACUGUUUGUGUUUCGCUGCUCGUCGUCCCCGCGACAGGUGCGGACACUCGCAGAGAUGCGACUGGAGUAUGAACGGGAGCGCGAGGGCAUCCGUUCCGCAGAGAAGCGGCUGCAGGGUUGCAGCGUGAUCCUGUAG
This is a messenger RNA of Trypanosoma conorhini, 1749 nucleotides long. RefSeq lists its product as uncharacterized. The transcript has a single exon. Bases 1 to 1749 code for a protein of 582 amino acids. Lineage: Eukaryota; Euglenozoa; Kinetoplastea; Trypanosomatida; Trypanosomatidae. The record is from RefSeq and is a predicted model, not a curated record.